Messenger RNA from Danio rerio (zebrafish), 2909 nucleotides. RefSeq names its product VPS8 subunit of CORVET complex (gene vps8). Gene Ontology annotation, cellular component: endosome. Gene Ontology annotation, biological process: protein targeting to vacuole. The record is from RefSeq and is marked validated. Lineage: Eukaryota; Metazoa; Chordata; Actinopteri; Cypriniformes; Danionidae.
UCUGUGCACAUCAUGACUCUGAGGAACUGGCGUGAGCGUGUGGACUACCUGUUGAAGCAGGAGAAGUUCAUGGAGGCUCUGUCUCUUGCCUGGUCCUUUCAUGAGGGCACUGCCAAAGCUGUAUUAGGUUUGUUUGCAGACCCUGCUAAGAGAAAAGGUGUGGUUGCAGACAAGAUGGUGGAAAUUUUGUUACAGUAUGUGGAGCGCUCUCUGAAAAAGUGUCCAGAGCAUGGGAAAAUCCAGGUGAUGGAGCAGCACUUUCAGGAUGUGGUUCCUGUCAUGGUGGAUUAUUGUCUUCUUCUACAGAGGACGGACCUGCUCUUUAACCAGAUCUACCCUCGGCUGGUGGAGAACUCUGUAGCUCGGGGUGUUUUUCUGGAGAGUUUGGAGCCCUACAUUCUGAGCGAGCGGAUUGGCUGUCUAACUGCUCCUGUCAUGAGAGACCUGCUCAGUUAUUUCCAGGAGAACGGCAUGAUGGAUAGUGUGGAAGGAUGCCUAGUCCACAUGGACAUAACCAACUUGGACAUACAACAGGUGGUGCAGAUGUGCUGGGAUAACCAGCUCUAUGAUGCCAUGAUUUACGUCUUCAACAGUGGCAUGAAUGAUUACAUCAGCCCGAUGGAGAAACUCUUUCAGGCGAUUGGUCCUCCUCUGCAGGAAGGAAAGCCUCUCACAGAUGAGCAUGUUGUAAUGGGGAAUAAACUGCUGGUGUACAUCAGCUGUUGUUUGGCAGGACGUGCCUAUCCACUAGGUGACAUUCCUGAAGAUCUGGUCCCUCAGGUGAAAAACCAGGUGUUUGAGUUUCUCAUUCGUCUGCACUCUGUGGAGGCUGCACAGGAAGAGGAAGUGUAUCCCUACAUCCGAACACUCCUGCACUUUGACACUCGAGAGUUCCUCAACGUUCUGGCACUGACAUUCGAGGACUUCAAGAAUGACAAACAGGCUCUGGAAUAUCAGCAAAGGAUUGUGGACAUUUUACUAAAGGUUAUGGUGGACAAUUCUGACUUCACCCCAUCUCAGGUCGGCUGUCUUUUUACCUUCUUGGCGCGACAACUUGCCAAACCUGAUAAUACCCUCUUUGUUAACCGGAAGCUGUUUGACCAGGUCCUGGAGUUUCUAUGUAGUCCAGAUGAUGACUCUAGGCAUACUGAAAGGCAGCAGGUCCUGCUGGAGCUGCUGCAGGUUGGCGGUGUGGUCCAGUUUGAUGAAGGACGUCUGCUUUACCUUGCUGAGAAGGCAGAGUUUUAUCAAAUAUGCGAGUUUAUGUAUGAAAAAAAGCACCUUUAUGACAAAAUUGUGGACUGCUACCUGAAAGACCCUUUGAGAAAGGAGGAGCUCUUCAACUACAUCCAUAAUAUCCUGUCCAUGCCUGGCUACAGCGCAGAGGAGAAACAUUCUGUGUGGGUCAAAGCCCUUCAGCACUUCAAGGAUCUGGUCCGAAUCAAUGCGGCUAAGACAGCAGAGCUGGUGGCGGUGCACUUCGCAGACGAGGUGCACUCUAUCAUCACAUCUCUACAGGACAAUUAUUUGGUGUUCCAGUUUCUGAAGUGCCUUCUGGACCCCAGCUCCAGAGAGGGUCUGAAUUCUCAAACAGUCCUGAAAUUGGGCCCUGAUCUUCAUGAGCUCUUAGUGGAUCUUUUGUGCCAGUUCAGUCCUCAGCAGGUCAUUGUCUUUCUUAAGACGUCUCAGGACUACAGACUGGAGGAGACCAUCCAGAUCACAGAGAAACACAAGCUGCAUGAGGCCACAGCCUACCUGCUGGAGAGGAAAGGAGAUGUACAGGGAGCUUUUCAAGUCCUGCUGCAGACCCUGAAGGGCAAACUCCACAAACUUGCCAUGGAAAGCUCUGACUCAGACAAGCCUGACGGUGAGGAGGAGGAGACAGCUGAUGAAGUGCAGAGUCUGUUACAAAGAGUGGAGGAAGCUCUGCAUGACAUCAUUGCUUUGUGUCAGAGGAGCUCAAGCGGCCUCAACCAGCAGCAGAGAGAGGCUUUGUGGUUUCCUCUCCUGGAGGCAAUGAUGUCACCACAGAAACUACUCAAAGGAGCAGAUACCAUACACACAUCAGAAGCACUAAAAGAGCUUACUAUGAAAGUGUUAAACAGCAUGUCCAGUUUUAUUGCUCCACCUGCCAUCAUUCAGCGCAUCCUACAGGAUCCUGUAUAUGGGAAAGGAAAACUGGCUGAGAUCCAGGGGCUCAUUUUAGGAAUGCUGGAGACUUUCAACUAUGAACAGACGUUGUUGGAGACCACCACAAAUCUGUUGAACUCAGAUCUUCACUGGUCUCUCUCACACUUGCGCAAGGCAGUCAGUAAAGGUCUUCAUCCAAGACAGGACCACUGCAACAUCUGCUUACAGCAGUACAAAAGACGACAGGAGAGCGAGGAGGAAAUCGUUAUCUUCAGCUGUGGACACCUGUACCAUUGCCAGUGUCUGCAGCGUAAAGAGACAGGUGUUUUGAGUGAGAGGCAGUACCCAUGGAGCUGCUACAAAUGCACAUCCAAUCAGGGCUCACGGCCAGCGGACAGAGCCAGCGCUGAAAGCUCACGAUCACGCUCUGCUUCUCUGGCACAGAACAAAGUGACAUCUGCUCAUCGUGGGAUUACGGCAGAGGCUCAUGGGAGAAAGAUGAUGGCUGAAGCCACUUUGGAUGCCCAACAGACACAGGCCUGGGAUCAGUUCCGCACUAUUUACAGAGGACCAUCUCGGCUUGCUGUUCUGACAGAACUCACCCAUUCGCAUGGCACUGAGAGGGCCGGUUUGUCAAACCCUGCCCAUCCAGGAACAGGAAGCAUUUACCACAGCGAGAACUUUCAGUUAAAGCUCACUCCUCCGCCACUGGUGGAGGAAUAGAUGACUCCGUCCACUGUUACCAAUCUUAAUAAAGCACUACCAUGUCUGUACAGAAA